Messenger RNA from Penicillium canariense, 1959 nucleotides. RefSeq names its product endonuclease III domain-containing protein. The record is from RefSeq and is a predicted model, not a curated record. The transcript has a single exon. Gene Ontology annotation, biological process: base-excision repair. The coding region runs from base 1 to 1959 and encodes 652 amino acids. Gene Ontology annotation, molecular function: catalytic activity. Lineage: Eukaryota; Fungi; Ascomycota; Eurotiomycetes; Eurotiales; Aspergillaceae.
AUGAAGACCACGCCGCAGAAGCGCAAAAGAGCACCUACCCGAUCCAAAAGCUCUUCUGCAUCAAAAGCUUCUGCUCAGAACGCGGCAUAUACUGGAACUCAAGAUCCUGUCUCUCCGUCACCUCCCAACGACACUCCAGGCGAGACUUCAUCGAAGCUCAGGAUCACCCUCGAGGACCAACAGCCUCCAAUUUCCGGAGCCAAAGCGAAGUUGACUGCGCCUCAACUCGUCUCUCCUAAUAUUGACAACAGUUUUCAGAAUGCGAGGAGUAGUCCUGCGACUCCAUCGCCUGCCGAAGGAGACUCUGGCAUCUCGCUUCCCAGUCCGGAAAAGGAAAUAGUCCUUGCAAGGAAAAACUACCAUGAUCUUUCUGCGGAGCCUGAAGUCUCAGCCAAUGCUGCCGACAAGGGGAACCAAGUUCUCAAAGAGCAUGUUAUCACAAAGCCUGCCACAGGACCCGCUCCACAGCCUCCUAUUGAUAUGUUGGAUUCUCCUUCUUUUAUCGAUCUUCCCCACAACCUAGGAAGGGUCCCACCCUCUAUUCCGGCUGGCUCCGCUGGGUCGUUCGGUGGCCCUAUCGAAGACAUUCAGCCUUUGUCUCUCAAUGAGAUUAAUUUCAACGACCCAAUUGCGGAUAUCCAACCUCCGGUUGAUACUGCCGUGCCGGUCCCAGCUCACGGUGCAAAUACGACGACCAAAAAGACCAAGAACUCCACCUACGGUUUAACUCCGGGUCGAACUCCGUACCCUAAGUUCAAAGCUCCGUCAGCUGCAGCUUGCAAGAAGGUCAAUGACCUGCUGUCGAAGAUACAUGGAGAAGUUAUUGCACCCCAGACGAUUCCGGAUCCUUCACUUACCAUCACUGGCUGCGGAGAAGUUCCCUCGGUGUUAGAUGCCCUGAUCCGCACGCUCCUCAGUGGUGCCACCACUGGAAGCAAUUCUGCUAGAGCUUUCAACGGGCUUGUGCAGCGGUUUGGCACGCUUACGGAGGGCAUUGGCCAAGGCAGCGUGAACUGGGAUGCCGUUCGACAGGCUUCAUUACAGGACGUCUUCAAAGCAAUCCAGAGCGGCGGUUUGGCAGACAUCAAAAGUAAAAACCUGAAAGCCCUCCUGGAUCAAGUCUACGAAGAAAACCAGGAACGCAAAAAUCGCCAUAUGUCAGAGAAUUCAUCUCCUACUAGCGACAGUGUGCAGCCAAGGGUGUCUGACCAAGCCACAGAGGCUGAAGAGGUCAAGCAGUACGAUAUAGCCAGCGCGAAUGAGCACUAUCUCAAUCUUCAAUACAUCCACAAAUACAAGACGAGUAAGGCGUUAAAAGCACUAAUCAGAUAUCCCGGCAUCGGACCCAAGACGGCCGCCUGCGUGCUUCUUUUCUGUCUUCAGCGCCCAUGCUUUGCGGUCGAUACCCAUAUCUUCCGCAUCUGCAAGUGGUUAGGCUGGGUGCCCAAAACAGCCAAUGAAAUUACCGCCUUCAGCCAUUUGGACGUGAGGAUUCCUGAUGAGUUCAAAUACUCUCUUCACCAACUGCUUAUCAAGCACGGCAAAGAAUGCCCACGUUGCCGCGCUAUCACCAGCCCCGCGAGUGCAGAUUGGGGCAAAGGUUGUGCCAUUGAAGCCCUGGUUAAACGAACAGGGAAAAGGAAGGGAGGUCCACCUAGUCGGAAGACCAGUCUUCAGUCGAAGGCUACCAAAGUGGAGCCAGCAAGUCGAGCUUCAAAGAGGGUUGCAGGAACUGCAAAGAAAUCCACCAAGGAAGGUGCACCCCGUGCGACCAUCAAAACUGCCCAGAAGAAAGCAAAAGCCACCAGUGCUACAAAGAAGGCUGCAGGGAAAACAACGCAACAAACGAAGAAGCGAAAGAUUCCUGCUCCCACCGCCGCUCCGUCUCGAAGGUCUGCACGGGUACAGAACUUGAUCGUGAAACAGAAUGGUGAGAAGGGUUCGGAUUUCAAGCCUUGA